Molecule: messenger RNA, 1708 nt
Organism: Pocillopora verrucosa
Lineage: Eukaryota; Metazoa; Cnidaria; Anthozoa; Scleractinia; Pocilloporidae
Product: coiled-coil domain-containing protein 77
Cellular component (GO): centrosome
Source: RefSeq, a predicted model, not a curated record
AAAUGGCGACCAACUCACCGGAAACUAACAAGCGACGGGAAUCUCCUUUGCCAACGGUAAACGAAAGGUUGGGGCAUCUAAAGCCUUCCAGAGAGCUACUAGAAUACUACAGAAGAAAAAUUGCAGAAUAUGAUGGUGAAUAUGAAGAGAUGGUGAGGAAACUGGAACUGUAUAAGUGCACGUAUGAAGAACAGCAUAAGACGCAGUGGGAACUACGACAACGUGAAGAAGAGAUAGCCGAGUUGCAAAAGGCGCUUAGCGACAUGCAAGUUUACUUAUUCCAAGAAAGAGAACAUGUCUUACGGUUGUACGCCGAAAACGACCGCCUGAAAAUUCGCGAACUCGAAGAUCGCAAAAAGAUACAGCAUUUAUUGAGCCUGUCAAAGGCGACUGUACCUGAAAUUACUUACUUUCAUCACCAGCCACCAGCGAAGGCUAUUGUCGCGCAACAUAAACCGAGAGACAAAGAGAGCGGGAGAAGGCCACUCCCUGGACGUGGCCCCGGGGGACAUAAAAGAGACUCCACUGGAAAUUAUCGUCCAGCCAGAAGUACCGCUGAAGCUGAUGAAAACCAGACCCUUUUGCUUCAAAUAGAAUCCUUGCAGGCUCAACUUGAGGAACAGACAAAGCUAGCAAAAGAACAGGUGGAUGCCUUGUUAGAAGAUCGCCGAGUACAUAUGGAAGAACAACAGGCACAGAGGGAGAGAGAUUCAGACAAAAUCAAAACAAUGCAGGAAAAGUUGCGGAAAACACAGGAUCUUCUUUAUGAUAGUACUAAGGAUUUCCUAGAGCUGAAAUAUGAAAUAAGAGCCAAGGAGAGACACUGGAUGGUUGAUAGAGACAGAUUAGCUCAGGAGAUUGACCACCUGAGAGAACAACUUGAUGUGAGUGGUGUUAGUGUGUUAGAAGUAUCAGGAGAGGUAAUGGAGCCACGUCAAGCGCAAUUGGUUGCAGUCCAGUCACUAAGACAUCAACUUGAACAGACGCAGAAACUUGCAGAAAUGUAUAGGGAGCAAUGUAUAGGCCUUGAAGAUGAGUUGGCAAGAAUACGAGAGAAGACUGAUGUUAGUGAAGACAUUUUCAAGGAGCGCUCUGAGAAGAUGAGCAAGAGAUUGGCAUUGAUGAAUUCCAGAUAUGAAAACCUUGAGAAAAGAAGAGCCAUGGAAGUUGAAGGGUUCAAAACUGAUAUUAAAAUGCUAAGAGACAAGCUGAAGAAUGUUGAGAAGCAGCUUUAUAAGGUUACAGUUUCCAUGGGAGAUGAUUACGAUGAACAAGUACUUAAAAAUGUGCGAAAAACAGCAGGACGAUCAAAGAAACUUGUUGGUGAACUUCACAAUCUUAAAGCUAAGAUUUAUUCUUUGGAAAAUGACAUAAGGCAUAUGGGUUGAAAAGCAUGAACAAGAGAAGACAAUUUUCCACUGUCUAGCUAAGUUCUAUUUCCAGCUUCACAUUUAGACACCAUUUCAUCAAGCAUUUAGUAAUUCAUGUAAUAUAUACAUUUUAAUAUCUUUUGAAUUAGUUUUUUUAGUAUCAAUGUUGCAUUUUUUAAAAGUAUGAAUUAAAAAAACUGUCAUUGUAGAAUAUUGUCUCACUAAUUGGAGGCUCAGAUACUCUCUAUGUUAAUGACCCAACAACUUCCAAGAUCCAGUUAGUGUUUCUCAUUACUUAAUGCUAUACUUUUCCUUGUAACUUAGACAAGAGAAUUUGG